This is a messenger RNA of Cottoperca gobio, 3835 nucleotides long. RefSeq names its product kinesin family member 18A (gene kif18a). Lineage: Eukaryota; Metazoa; Chordata; Actinopteri; Perciformes; Bovichtidae. The coding region runs from base 469 to 3186 and encodes 905 amino acids. Gene Ontology annotation, molecular function: ATP binding; microtubule binding; microtubule motor activity. Gene Ontology annotation, biological process: microtubule-based movement. The transcript is spliced from 18 exons. The record is from RefSeq and is a predicted model, not a curated record.
UCUGACGAUAGAGCAAUAUUGUUACCACCAUGUUGGAUGCAUGUACGCAUUUAGCAACACAACCUGCCAGACGAAUUGACGAAUAGGGACACUGCAGGACAUUGAGUUACAUUAAAAAAUGUUGAACUAGGGUGAGCAGUGACGGAUAAACGUGUUUACACCUCUGGAAGUUAACAGUAGCUUACCGUAGUAGACCAAAGAGUAGCUCCACCUUCAGCAGCAGCAUUUCCGGCGCGUCACCCAAUGACCAGCGAUUCACACCCAAUCUGCUGUGACGGAGGAAGAGUGUUUGUUUUUGAAAAUAUUGGCGCUUGGGCUAGCUAUGACCGGCUAUGUAGCUAUGCAUAAGCUUCCUUAGCGAAUUCAUUUUUUCAAUACAACCAACUUGUGUCUCAUCAGAAAACGUUACAGUGGUCACAUGCAAUGAAAGAUAACCGUUACUGACUAAAGCAACACAAAGGGAACACAAUGACCGGUGACAUGUGCAGCCAUGUAAAGGUGGUUGUGCGGGUGAGGCCAACCAGCGAGAGUGAGAACCGCGAAAACUGUCGAAAUGUGGUCCAGGUGGUUGAUAACCACAUGCUCAUAUUUGACCCCAAGGAAGAAGACGCAUGUUUUGGGUUCCAAAGAGUACGAAACAGAAAUAUCAACAAGAAGGCUAACAAGGACCAUAAAUUUGUUUUUGACCAUGUCUUCGGCGAGCACUCUUCUCAAGUUGACAUCUUUGAGAGUACCACUAAAGGCGUGUUGGACGGUGUGAUGAAUGGAUUUAACUGCACAGUGUUUGCCUACGGUGCUACUGGAGCAGGCAAGACACAUACUAUGUUAGGCUCGCAAGAUGACCCUGGGGUGAUGUACCUCACAAUGACAGAGCUGUUCAAACGCAUGGAUGAGGCCAAGGAGGAGAAAGAGUUUGCUGUUGCCAUCUCAUAUCUUGAGGUGUACAAUGAACAGAUCAGAGACUUGUUGGCUAAUGUUGGCCCUCUUGCAGUCAGAGAAGACGGCUCUAAAGGAGUGGUGGUUCAGGGCCUCACACUACAUCGGCCCCAAUCUGCAAAGCACAUUCUUGAGGCUUUGGAUUCCGGCAAUCGCAACAGGACACAGCACCCUACUGACAUGAACGCCAACUCUUCCCGGUCCCAUGCUGUAUUUCAGAUAUAUGUGAGACAGCAGGACAAAACCGCCAGCCUCAAUCCCAAUGUCAGCGUUGCUAAAAUGAGCCUGAUUGAUCUGGCAGGCUCCGAGAGAGCCAGCGUCACCAAAACCAAAGGGUGUUUCCGGGAAGGUUCUAACAUCAAUCGGUCACUCCUUGCCCUCGGAAAGGUUAUCAAUGCCCUUGCGGACCCAAAGAGUAAGACAAAUCACAUACCGUACAGGGACAGCAAGCUGACACGGCUUCUUAAAGACUCCCUGGGGGGCAACUGCAGGGCGGUUAUGAUUGCCAAUGUUAGCCCUUCGUCCAAGUCAUUCGAAGACACCUACAACACACUGAAGUAUGCCGACAGGGCCAAGAACAUUAAGUCCUCGCUGAAAAGUAAUGUUGUGAGCUUGGACAGUCACGUUGGCCAGUAUGCAGUGAUAUGUGAGAAGCAAAAGCAAGAGAUUCUACAGUUAAAGAAGAAACUAAAAGAAUAUGAAGAGAUGAAGAUGGUGCCUGGAGCUUCGAACAUGAUCACUUCCCAGAAACAAGCAGAGAUCCAAAGGGUGUCAGAACAACUACAGCGAGUCUUCUCGGACCGGGCCCAAAUCAGGAAGGAACAGCUGGAUCUGGAGAGACAACUGAAGGAGAAUGAGCUGCGCCAGCGGUACAGCGAGGAGAACAACCUGCAGGUCCAAUGUUUCUGUGCCAAAGAAAAAACUGAGAAGGCCACUUGUAAGCACGAGCGGAAGAUUGCCAGUUUACGCGCUCAGCAGCAACACAUUCGGAAACGUUUGAAUGAGGCAGAAAACCGUUUCCUGGAUAAUGACGGCUGGCUUCAUCGUGUUGAGAAUGAGAUUAAGCUGCUGAAGUCGAACGAUCAGACCUCAGAGGUGUUAGACAAGGGCCUACAUUGCCACAGACUGGAGCUGCAGGUUAAUGAUUUUAAACAACACAUCAAGCAGAUGGUCGAGCUCACUGCACUGCAGGAUCAGGACAACAAGCGUACGCAGAAAAUGGUGAACAUCUUGUUGCCAGCUUAUAAUCGGCACUACUCUGCGUUGCUGGGGGCUGGGAAGGUCAAUGCCGCAGACGAGAUGGAGAACCAUGAACUAGAGCACCUUGUGUUGCGGGAGAGAGGUGUGGUCUGGGCAGACCAGGAAGGGGCGGGGCAGCAGCUGAAAAGUGAAGGGAUUGGAGCGGAGUCACAGGAGGAGUUGGGCUUCAGCGAGUUGGCGCCUGUCCUGUCUUUCUCACAUCUGCUAUACCACCAGAGUAGCCCCUGCAGUGCAGAGGUGUGCGGAAAAAGAAUCUCACUGUGCAAUGAUGUUCCAUCAUCAAAAGGUGGAGGAAUAAAAACUCAUUUGAAACUGGAAGCACAUCCAAGAAUGCCCAUCAGGAGAAAUCUUUCUGCGUCACUGCCACCACAAAGCCCCCUGACUGUCGCCAAGACCCAAGGGUUUGUGGAGGGCAUGUUCCCACUCCAGUGCACACCAGAACCUUCUCAAAAAACUCUUAAGGACUUGCCACAGAACUCCUCCAGUGCCAUGGAUCCCAACAUGACAUUUGAAGUUCUGGACAAUGAUGAUCAAACUGCAAUUAAUUCAACUAUCAUAAUAAGCAGCGGUAGUCCCUGUCAAACAUUGACGUCAACGGACUCCUCAGAUCCCGGCCAACUACUCCAUCCUCCCAAGGCCAAAGAGGGGAACCAGAUUCCUACUAAAAGACAACAGAUCCUGUCUUUACAAGACGUGAGACGAGCCAACAAGACCUACAUGCUCAUGACGUCUGCUGCACAAGGAAAGCGUAAAGUCAACUGUAUCCAAGAAGACUUAACACAGGGUUUCUCUGCACCGAAACGCAUAAAGAAAGACCCUUCAGUGGCCAGCAGACCACUCAGAGUGCAUCGUUUUACUGGUUCAGAAGAGAACAACCCUCGAAGAGUUGUGAGGAGCGGUUCUGAAGGAAAUCUGAUGGAAACUAAGAAAUCCAAGUCCAUCUUCUUCAAAACGUCCCAACAGUUCAAACAAGUGACGAAACGGUUUUAAAGCAACAUCGUGUCUGAAUCACGCCGUUUUGCCUUUAUGAACCCUUGUACCACCGUAUUCAUCUUUUCAAAAAUAUUUUAUCAAAACCUGAAAAGAUAAAGCAUUCCAUUGUGUAGGUUUCUCCGACAGAAAUGGUCAUGUAGACGAAAUGUAAUAUAAAUUGCACUAUUUAUUUUGUUAAUGUCUUUGAUUUAGCCUCACUUUGCAGCGAAAUUUUACUUGACUGUACAUACACUGUAUAGUUAUUGAUAAUCUGUUUAGAUUAUUCCUUUAGAUUUUUUGAUUUUUAUCAAUUCUAAACCGGCCUUUUAGAUUUGAAGAUGUAUUUUUAAACACUCAUGUACACGCCAACGGCUAAAAAUAAAACAUGUCCUGUGGAUGUUCUGUGUUCUCGGUAUGUUGUGUACUUUAAACUAUUGACCGGUCUGGUAGAUGACCACAUUUCCUAGGGCAGCUAAUAUCAGAGGAAGAUUAUACAUGAAAAAACAACUGAAACUGCUCUACACUGAGCUUUUUGAAUUUGUUUUUCAAAUCAUUUUUUUCUGUUGUACUGUUGUAAUAACAUGGGGUUAUAGAUAUUUCAUAAUAAAAGUGCUUGUAACAGAAUGUGUGGCUGUUCUUCAAGGAAUAAAUCCCUUUCUAAAAUGUA